This is a messenger RNA of Labeo rohita (rohu), 1043 nucleotides long. It is a transcript of the gene snf8, whose product is annotated as SNF8 subunit of ESCRT-II. Gene Ontology annotation, cellular component: ESCRT II complex. The coding region runs from base 128 to 904 and encodes 258 amino acids. The transcript is spliced from 9 exons. NCBI's taxonomy places the organism in Eukaryota, Metazoa, Chordata, Actinopteri, Cypriniformes, Cyprinidae. Gene Ontology annotation, biological process: protein transport to vacuole involved in ubiquitin-dependent protein catabolic process via the multivesicular body sorting pathway. The record is from RefSeq and is a predicted model, not a curated record.
GGCCCUAUCUCAAUUAACUUGACGAUAUAACAUUGUUUUGUCAGUUGCUCUCCAGUCCAACGGGUGGCGUUAUCGGACACAUUCACCAAAACAUUACUGUCAAGACCUUCGUCGAGUAAUACGCAUCAUGCACAGAAGAGGAGUCGGAGCUGGAGCGAUCGCCAAAAAGAAACUUGCAGAGGCAAAGUAUAAAGAGAGAGGGACUGUCCUUGCUGAGGAUCAGAUUGCACAGAUGUCAAAACAACUGGAAACCUUUAAGACCCAUUUGGAAGAGUUUGCCAGCAAGCAUAAACAAGAAAUCCGUAAGAGCUCUCAGUUCAGGGUGCAGUUUCAAGAGAUGUGCGCCACCAUAGGGGUUGAUCCACUUGCAUCUGGAAAAGGAUUUUGGUCUGAGAUGCUUGGAGUUGGAGAUUUCUACUAUGAGCUUGGCGUACAGAUCAUUGAAGUCUGUUUGGCCCUAAAACACAGAAACGGCGGUCUCAUCACACUGGAUGAACUUCACCACCGUGUCUUGAAAGGAAGAGGGAAGUUUGCACAAGAUGUGAGCCAGGAUGACUUGGUGCGGGCCAUCAAGAAGCUCAAGGCUAUGGGAAAUGGCUUCGGGAUGAUUCCCGUCGGAGGCUCUUAUCUAGUCCAGUCGGUCCCAGCAGAGCUCAACAUGGAUCACACUGUCGUCCUUCAGCUAGCAGAGAAAAAGGGCUACGUGACAGUGAGCGAGAUCAGAGACAGCCUCAAGUGGGAGAGAGAGCGGGCCUGUCACGUUCUUGAUCACCUGCUGAAAGAAGGCUUAGCGUGGCUGGACUCCCAAGCUGCGGGGGAGCCACAGUACUGGCUGCCUGCUCUGUUCUCGGAGCUGCUAUCGCGAGACGUUACGCCUGAGGAGGCCAACCAAAUGACACCUUGAGAAUAAGACAUUAUUUUGUAAAUACACAGUCGUGGGGAAACAUAUAGAGGUGAAUGUCAAAGAAUGUCACGAUGUUGCAAGUCAAGCUUGUUUGAGAGGAAAAGGUGAAAAUGGAGAAUAAAACAUCUAUUUAGUCACA